CGAUUGUAUUGCUUCAUCAGAAAAUGAACAAUCUGUCAAAUAAUAAGAAAGUUGAUUUGGUAUUUAUUUUGGUCUUUAAUUGACCUUAAAAAAGAAUAUUUUGAAUUAGUACUACUAACUAUUUUAUUAUUCUAUAAGAAAUAAGUUACGGAAGAAAGCGUCAAUUUCCACAUAAAACUAAAUCGAGCCAGGUCAAGGCAAUACGGUAGAAGAGCGUAGUAACAUUUUUAAUUAAUUCGUAUUUAUUCAUACACAGUUCAAGGUUCAUACAUAUUGACGGCUGACGGACGGCACAAAAACGUAAACAUAAUACAUAGUGCCUACAAUAUCAUAUUAUCCGAGUAAUAACAAUGAACGGUAUCAUUCUGAUAAUGUAAAUAAGUCAGAUAAAGAAAUAUAAAGUUUUAUUACUGUAGAUAUCCUCCACUUUGUCCAAGUGAAACCACCAACGAGUCAGGAUGGACGUAAUAAUAAAAGUAAAUAACCAAAGCAGUGGGAGAGACAAAUUAGCAAGGCUUAUUCAGUACACAAGCCGUCUUGUCUGGCAUCAACUAGAAAUCAGGAAUGCUAACAAAUACUCUGUUGACAGAAUAAAAAAUCUUGAACUAACAUUUAGUUCGUUCAGAAAAAUUCUAAGGCUUGGGAGAUGCAUAGACAUUUGUUACACUGCCUUAAACAGCAUGCAUAUUGAAGACCCCAUCUUGAGAGUUACAUUGACUGUAAGCAAGUUGGCACAUGCACUGUUCCUCUACUCCGACCAUAUAGUUUGGCUGACUAAAAGUGGAUUCCUUAAAACAGACUCUGAAAAAUGGAAUAGAACAGCAAAUAAAUUCUGGCUUAUUUCAAUUAUUGCGAACUUAGCCAGAGAUUUCUAUGAAAUUGUCCACCUUAUGGAUUUACAUCGGGCAUCUUUCUUGAAGCCUUCUGAACUUCUGAAUUCUUCUAGAAAUCAUGAUUUGAAUGGUAGCAUUAAGUACAUGUAUAUGUUGAUGUCCUGCCAUAAAGAUGUAUUUAUUGAUACUUUAAAGAAUUCUUGUGACAUGUUCAUUCCACUCACUGCAUUAGGUGUUACAAAAUUAAGUCCAAGCACUGUAGGAGUACUUGGGGCUAUUUCCUCAUUGGCUGCACUAGUAACUAUUGUAAAACCAAUAACUAAACUAGUGCCUGCUUGAAUUAUGAUGAUUUGUUUUUGUGGUGCUGGGCUUAUGUAUCUAACUAAAUUGUGAUAUUGCAAAU
Spodoptera exigua (beet armyworm) is the source of this 1236-nucleotide messenger RNA. NCBI's taxonomy places the organism in Eukaryota, Metazoa, Arthropoda, Insecta, Lepidoptera, Noctuidae. The record is from the annotation of a GenBank genome assembly.